Messenger RNA from Zychaea mexicana, 1806 nucleotides. RefSeq lists its product as uncharacterized. The transcript has 3 exons. Gene Ontology annotation, biological process: L-arginine biosynthetic process. Lineage: Eukaryota; Fungi; Mucoromycota; Mucoromycetes; Mucorales; Lichtheimiaceae. The record is from RefSeq and is a predicted model, not a curated record. The coding region runs from base 151 to 1593 and encodes 480 amino acids. Gene Ontology annotation, cellular component: cytoplasm; mitochondrial matrix. Gene Ontology annotation, molecular function: L-glutamate N-acetyltransferase activity, acting on acetyl-CoA as donor; arginine binding; acetylglutamate kinase activity.
ACAGGUGCAGCAAGUUGGAGUAGGUCUUGUUUUUAGUUUACGUUUAUAUGACAAGACGAUCUAGUUCUCACCCGAAAGUAAAUCACGAAAUCACGUCAGAAGGUAGACGAAGGAAAACAAGAGGAUGUGCGAGAGCUUUUAGUAAACUUAAUGAACACAGCGCCGAGCAAACGAGAACUGCAGCAUUUUUUAAAGCGAUACGUACCCCAGCCCGAACUCACAGCAUCACAUCUUUUAUCUGGCAGUGGAAACGCGGCACGAAUACCAUCCAACAUACUAUCGCCCCAAAAGUACGUCGACGCGCUACUAGCACCUUCAGCACAUCAACUUGCCGUGACCAAAGUGGAGGGUCCGUUUGAAAAGCAGGGGUGGGAUUCCGUUGGAUCGACACUUGUCAAACUGCAGAAGCUCGGUCUAACAUCGAUCGUGGUGUCCGAUAAUGCACAAUGGUUUGUGGAAACUGAAACACCUGCAGAUCUGAGCAAAACGAUGGUGCGAGAGACAAUGGCACUCGUUGAAAGCAUUGAGAAGGCUGGUGGACGCGCUCGACUUAUCCACGGUGGUGUAUUAGAGCAAGGAACACACGGAAUUGAAGCACAGCUUGAUUUCAUCCAAUCUUCCCUGGACAAUCGACAAAUCCCGGUAGUCAUACCCGUCAUGACAAGCGAAGCUGGCCGGCAGCAGCCAAUCACCGGGAACCAAGUUAUAAUUGCAUUGACGCAAAAAAUGGUUCGUAGACAAAGCAACAACAGUCCGGUACCUGCCAAGAUCGUCAUUAUCAAUAAUGAUGGUGGUAUUGUCAACCACGAACGGCCGGGUACAGCACAUAGUCUAAUCAAUGUCCAAGAAGAGUACGAUUCUAUCGUCAGUGCAUUUGAUCAGAACGUGGAAUGGCAGGCACGAUACCCAACAGCAGUUAGCAACCUCGAUAUGAUCCGCACCUGUCUCUCCGAUCUGCCUACGUCGUCAUCAGCUGUCAUUGUACCCACAUCGUCACUCCCUUCAGCUCUCAUCGCCAACCUAGUCACCGACAAGCCGCUCUAUUCAUCCUCUCUCCCCAACAAAGACACACGCCGUGUGAAUAAGCUCCGAACAACCGUGUUGCGACAUGGUAUUAAAAUUCACAAUUACGACAAUGUGGAUGACCUGGAUUUAGAGCGACUGACACGGUUGAUGGAGUCAAGUUUCCAGAAAAAGCUGGAUCAGGAUGGAUUUUACGACCGAUUGCGUCAAGUCCUUGCGGGUGCCAUCAUUGCUGGGGAUUACGAGGGAGCAGUCAUCAUGACAAAAGAGCAAGGAGGGCAUUAUUAUCUUGAUAAAUUUGCAAUUGCACCAACGAGCCAAGGUAUUGGAUUAACGGAUAUCUUGUGGAAGCGCAUGUGCGACGCAUAUCCAGAACUUUUAUGGCGGAGUCGUCAAGAUAAUGGAGUCAAUAAGUGGUACUUUGAACGGUCAAACGGCUACUUGCGACUCAAGGAUACCAACUGGGUAUUAUUCUGGUAUGGCGCUGGCGGGUUCCGGCACAUUGACAGUUACGCAUCUAUCGCACGAUCAAUCCCAGCAUCCUUCACCGGACCUUUGAUUAAAAUAUAGAAGUUAUUGUGUGAAUAGUUUCAAAAAUUACUGCAUCAAUGUUCUUCCUUUCAAUAUGAGCGAGGGGUGUGGUGUGAAUGGACAAAAAAGUGGAUAUCAUUGGGAGCUCGAUGCAUAUGUCUUAUUGUAAAGAUGUAAAUGGCUGAAGGGUGACGGGUUACGCUAUGUACAAAAUGAGUCACAUUUUUCCAUAUUGGAUAUGCAAGUAAUCAC